This is a messenger RNA of Aspergillus campestris IBT 28561, 631 nucleotides long. RefSeq lists its product as uncharacterized. The transcript has a single exon. The record is from RefSeq and is a predicted model, not a curated record. The coding region runs from base 68 to 583 and encodes 171 amino acids. NCBI's taxonomy places the organism in Eukaryota, Fungi, Ascomycota, Eurotiomycetes, Eurotiales, Aspergillaceae.
UCCUUUUUUUAUAAAAAAUAAAAUAAUAAAUGGCGGAUGGGAAAAGGGGAGACCCGCAGCAAGGGUUAUGCUGGAGGCCAUCAUUGGGCGAGUAUGGACUCUCUCAACCAGCGUUGAUGCGCUCGGCCUCUCAGAGCGCCCCUGCAUGGCUUACUGUAAUUGCAAAUUCUCAUCAUUAUUACCUUUUAUUUCCCCUCCACCACCGAGGCAGAAUGCGAGCCGAGUUCCACUCCUCUGUUCCCGUCAGGCACUCUCAUUCCUCGAGGGGUGGCAGCCGACAUGCAUCUUCCAUAAGCAUUGGGUGUAUGAAUGUGAAAGAUUGUUGGCUCUUGCCGACAACGUGGAACUGAGCCAGGCCCCAGAGGACGAACUCCACCAACCAUUCAUUCCAUCGUGGAGGCAACUCAAGCGAGGAGGGGGUGGUUUCCACGGGGUAAGGAGAGAGGGGCCUUCUCCUUCGCUCUCAGUCAGCCGUCUCUCGGUCUAUCCCCAGGUCUCGUUUCUCCGUAUCCUUUUCUCCAUAUGUUCCAGGGAUAGAGGAAGGCUAAUUUCCACCCCCCCCCUGUUAUCCCAAAAUAUAUGAAUGCGGGUUGAGAUCCCUGGGUUUGAAAUUUCCCGUACCUAGGAAAUU